Molecule: messenger RNA, 944 nt
Organism: Vicia villosa (hairy vetch)
Lineage: Eukaryota; Viridiplantae; Streptophyta; Magnoliopsida; Fabales; Fabaceae
Product: zinc finger A20 and AN1 domain-containing stress-associated protein 5-like
Exons: 1
Coding region: 161-664 (167 amino acids)
Biological process (GO): protein ubiquitination
Molecular function (GO): zinc ion binding; ubiquitin-protein transferase activity; DNA binding
Source: RefSeq, a predicted model, not a curated record
GCUUUCUCUACUUGGCCUAUAUUCCUUUUCCAUUAUCAACCUCACAACUCAUCACAAAACAGAAUACACCUCAAUUCUUCUCUCAUCUUCUCGAAAAUAAAAACCCUUAAUUAUCAAUUUUCAUUAGAAAAUUUGUUUUAUCAUUAUUAUUAUUAUUAUCAUGGCUCAAAGAAUAGAAAACGAAGAAACUGAAUUCAAAGUACCUGAAUCGAUUUCUCUUUGCAUCAACAACUGCGGCGUAAUCGGUAAUCCUUCAACGAACAAUAUGUGUCAAAAUUGCUUCACCGCUUCAACCGCUACCACUUCUUCCACCGUCGGGAUAACCGGAGCCGGUUUAACCGGGACCGGAAUCGGACCUCAAUCUUCCAGAUCUGUUAGAUCUCCGAAGAGAUCUCUACCGGAGGAAUCGUCAACGGUUGUUACGGAUCGGAGUUCGUUAGAUAAACCGAUGGUUUCCGAGGCGAAGCGUGUUGUUAGCCGAUGCUCCGGUUGCCGGAGGAAGGUAGGGUUGACCGGAUUCCGAUGCCGAUGCGGUGAUCUUUUCUGCUCUGAACAUCGUUACUCCGAUCGUCAUGAUUGUAGCUAUGAUUAUAAAAGUGCUGGAAGAGAAGCUAUUGCGAGGGAGAAUCCGGUUAUCAGAGCAGCGAAAAUCGUUAAGGUUUGAAAAUUCUGAAAAUCUGAAUCUGGAGAAGAUGAAGAAGAAGAUGAAGAAAUGAUUGAAAACGUGAAAUUCUGGAAUGAAGAAAUGAAACUAUUUGACCCGGUUCUUAUCUUAUUGACCGGGUUCGGGUCACACGUGUUUAUUUUAAUUUAUUUUAUUUACUUUUCCAGAUUUUAUUGUUAUAAAUAGGAGAAAAUCGUUAACUUAAGAUAGUUAUUAAGAGAGGUUGUGUACUGUGUAACGUUACUGAAAAAUGAAGAAUCUGAAUUUCUGUGUUUGAUCA